Alexandromys fortis (reed vole) is the source of this 2252-nucleotide messenger RNA. RefSeq names its product lipocalin 6 (gene Lcn6). The transcript is spliced from 7 exons. The coding region runs from base 1569 to 2114 and encodes 181 amino acids. Lineage: Eukaryota; Metazoa; Chordata; Mammalia; Rodentia; Cricetidae. The record is from RefSeq and is a predicted model, not a curated record. Gene Ontology annotation, molecular function: small molecule binding.
GAGGAUGGGGAUGGUCGGGGGCUGGGUGAAAAGGAGGCGAAGCGUGAGCUUCACUCUUCUCUGUUCUGGGUCCUGAAGACCUGCAGCCUUGUGCAGAAGUGCGCAGGGCAUCUGUGAUGAUGACCCAGUCUCAUGGGGUGGGUGGCUGCGGUCUUGGCUGGAGGCAGGAGGAUCCGCCUACCACCUCCCCACCUCUUGAGUAUGGUGGGUCUGAUAAACCCCACCCAGAACUUCUGCUCCAGUUAUUAGCUCCAAUGACUUUGUGUUGGAUAGCUGAAGCUGCAGACAGCAAUGAGGGGAGUCUUGGGGAUCAGGCUAUGGACAGCAAUCAUGAGGGGAGCCUUUGGGACCAGGCUGUGGACAGGAAUCAGGAGGGGAGUCUUGGGGACCAGGCUACAGACAGUGUUUGAGGGGGUUUAGGGUAUUUUUGGUCUAAAGCAUCACCUUCAGCUCCCUAACAACCCUCUAUACAAAAGGGUUUGUAUAAAGGAUUGUUUGGCUUGGGGCUUCACCCCAGCUCCUGUCAUAAGCUCCCUCCCCUGGGAGUUACCUCAGUCCAAACUCCCCCUCCAAGAAAGCCUGCCAAAUGGUGCUGCCUCCCAGGAGGGUCAAGAAAGCCCUCCAAAGGGUAUCCCCUCCUCAGGGAAAGUUGAGCCCACUCCCACAGACUAUUUAAAGUGCCCCCCAAAGAAUGAACAUGUGGUCUCUGUGUUUUGUGUGGUCUCCCCUUUUCUCUCUCUUCCCCUUUGCAUAUUUUUCUGGGGCUACCUGGGAGUUUUCUCAUCUAUUAAAAAUGGGCAUCUUUUAAUUUGGUUUGAUUCAGUUUGAUUGGGAUUAUUUCCAUUGGCAGAGAGGUUCCUCUAAGAGAAAAUACUUAACAGGGUCUGGCUGAAGUCAGUCAGGAUUUGGUCUUAGAGUGCAGACACAUAGAUGUGGCCCAGCUGGAGAUGGAUGGAAAAUGAAUAUGUCCAGAUAGGGGGACAGCGGGGACAGAGGGACAACUAAACUGGUUGCAGGGCUGCCUGUUAGAGCCAGUGGGAGGUCACAGGCCAGCAAAGCAGAAGGCUGUGUGGCCAUUGAAGGUGGGAAUGGAGCUUAAAAUGAAGUCUUUGGGGGUGGCUUUUUGUAUUUUUAAUGAUUGAGACAAAAGUUGUCUGAAACUACGGUUUCUGGACAGACUCCUUUAACUUGGCCAACCUGGGACUAGGACUUAACCUCAGCUUGGACUUGCACGGAUCAGGAGAAGAGAAGCUUGGAAGAAUACUGUUCCUGAGGAGGGGAGAAGACAGGGUGGACAGCUUUAGGAGGCUUACUCUGGAACUUGCUGGGGAGUGGGCACUGUGCUGUUGAUUAGAACAGGUUCCUGGGCCUCUCUUGCCUCUGCUAGACACCAAGACCAGCACACUUUAACACCGCCCUCCACACUCUGAGUGAUUUUGCUUUGUGAGAGGUCAGAAUGCUGUCCUGGCAGUUAGUGGCCACCCACACUGAGGCAGUUAGAGUCGUAUAAACUGUUUCCUGGUGGGAGAUGGCACAUCCCGGCCUACUGCACGGUGGCCUCCGGAAGCAUGAAGGUGGUGUUUCUGGCGGCCGCUCUUCUUGCUUUGGUUUCUAUGUCCCAGGUCCAGGCCCUGUGGCUGGGAAGGCUGGAUCCUAAGCAGUUCCUUGGGCCCUGGUACAUCCUGGCAAUGGCCUCCCGUGCCAAGGACUUCAUGGUGGAGAAGGACAUGAAGAAUGUAGAAGGCGUCCUGGUGACUCUCACUCCGGACAACAAGCUGAGAGUUCUGUCUUCCCGGCAGGGGCCAGAUGGUUGUCGUCAGAGCACGGUGGAGCUGCUGAAGCAGAAUUCUCGAUGGGUGUUUGAGAACCCCUCUAUUGGCGUGCUGGAUUAUCGGGUGCUGGGCACUAACUUCAAGGACUACGCUGUCGUCUUCACACAGCUGGAGUUUGGGGAUGAGGCUUUCAACACAGUGGAGCUGUACAGUCGGACAGAGGUGGCUAGCUAUGAGGCCAUGAAGCUGUUCACCAAAUGGAGCCAGGGUCUGGGUUUCCGGGCCCAACAGCAGGCCCAGUUGCGGAAGGACUUCACGUGUGCACACAAGAUCCUCCAGUGACGCCCCGCCCCGGAGAUAGCAUCACAUCCUCACAUCCUGGUGGAGGUGGACAGGCACUGUCUUUACUCCGCGGCUAGUGGUGCUGGGUGUUGGUUCUCUGCUCCCCUAGGCUCAGGCUGUGGUUGAAAAUAAAGCGAC